UCCGUCAUGUCGUCGAGGACUCUGCCUUUACUCUUUAUUAAUCUCGGCGGGGAAAUGCUGUACAUCCUGGACCAGCGGCUUCGAGCUCAGAAUAUACCUGCUGACAAAGCUAAGAAAGGUAGUUAGCCUAGCAGCUAGCCAGUUAUCAACACUAAUGUCACUCAUUCUGUGGCAAAACUGUACUGUUACACCGCGAUAGUUACAGAUUCAGCUUGGUGAGUCGAUUUGUGGACUGGUUAGUGUAUUGUUAUGAAUGACAUCAUCACCACUAUGUUCAAUAAAAAGUUCCUGGAGGAGCUUUUCAAGCCACAGGAGCUUUAUUCCAAGAAGGCCCUGCGGACGGUGUUUGACAGGUUGGCUCAUGCAUCCAUAAUGAGGCUCAAUCAAGCCAGUAUGGACAAACUCUAUGACCUGAUGACCAUGGCUUUCAAAUAUCAGGUGCUCCUCUGUCCCCGACCUAAGGACAUCCUCCUCGUCUCCUUCAACCACAUGGACGCAAUCAAAGACUUUGUGAAAGAUACUCCCACCAUUCUCAGCCAGGUUGAUGAAACGUACCGACAGCUCAUAGAGAUGUACACACCUUUGUCCCAUGGUGAAUUCCAGCUGAUUAGACAAACUCUCCUUAUCUUCUUCCAAGACAUGCAUAUAAGGGUGUCUAUUUUCCUCAAAGAUAAAGUGCAGAACUCAAAUGGUCGCUUCGUGCUUCCCACCAGUGGUCCUGUUCCCCAUGGAACACAAGUCCCUAGCUUGAUAAGGAUCUUUAGCUGUACUGGUGAGGAGCUGAGCAGACAGCAGUUCAAUAAUGGAGGGAACUACAAUGCUGCGCUCCGGGAAGGAUCUUUUGAGAUUUUUGGAGACAGAGUAACAAAACUAGGCACAAACAUGUACAGUGUAAGCCGCCCAGUGGAGACUCACAUGUCUGGCACAUCCAAAAGUUCUGCUCAGCACACAAAGGUCAAUGCUGCUCCUAACCCUCUAGCCAAAGAGGAGCUGAACUUGUUGGCCAGACUAAUGGGAGGAUUGGAAGUUCAGAAACCAGGAAACACAGACAGUGGCUUCCGAGUUAAUCUCUUUGCCACAGAUGAAGAAGAAGAAGAAGCAUUGAUAUCAAGACCUGAUGAGCUUUCAUAUGGAGUCAUAAACAUCCAAGCAACAAAGGAUCUGCAGGCCAAUGCAGAACUGGCCAAGAUCAUGGGAGAGUUCACCGAGUCAGGAGAUCAGUCACCAGGUGCCAGCAGCAAAGGAGACGACCUUCUAGCCAUGAUGGAUGGUCUGUGAUAUUGCCACGCUGACAGAAAGACCCAGGGAGUGGGGCACAAUGCAUCAUGAACAGUCUGCACUCCUGACAACCAAUCUGCUGUCUGUACAAAUCCACUGCAGAAACCCCACAUGCAGCUACAAAGCCUUCUUGGGAUGGUGUUGAAGUGCAGAUGUGAGCAAGCGUUUCCAUUUGUUCUCAGACAAACAUUGGCGUAUUUGUAUUUACAGAACAAGAAUGUGUGGCAAGACAAGCUUUAAGAUGGAAUAUGCUGUAAUAGUAAGUGUGCUCCAAACUGAGAGGAGUUUCACUGCAACAAGAUAUAAAGUAGGUCUAUAUCAGUGUAUUGAACAUGUUGAUGUGAUAACAGCAAAAUAUCUGUUUAUAUAAUGUAAAGAUGUCUCAUUUUUGUAAUCCAGUAAAAUACACAUUCCUUACAUUUAAUUUCACACACUGUCAUUUAAUCUUGUCAGUCGCAUGUACAAUCACAUCACAUUGAUACUGAGGCUUGUAGCCCACUAUUUCAUGAUAGUUUGUUUUACGUUGUUUUCCAUCCCAAGGAUGUACUAUCGUUGCAAAAUAUGAAAAGGAGAAUGUUACCCUCCUCUGUACUCUAAUGAACAAGUAAUUAAAUUGUACUGAGCUAAAGCAACCCAAGUGCUUUUUCUAUUUCAAUUUAAAGACCCUCAAAAUUUAUUUUGGUAAGAAAUGCUUAUCCUACACUAUUCCAUUUUACCGUAAAAGAGCAUGAGGAGCUACUUAUAAGACAUAUUUCUCUUCCAUGUGAUGUCAGUGAAUGUUGAGAUAACACCAAGAAAUGUGCUCUUUUGUGAGUACAUUGGUAAAAAUAUAGAAUGAUAUAAUAUAAAUAAUUGUCUAAUUGUAAAUAUAUUUUUGGCACACUAUAUUUAUUGAUUGUAUUAUUUUCUGUGUAUAGGGAAGUGCACAUUGCUGCAUUUGUUCAAUUGUUGAAUGUUUAAUGUAGUAUUUUUAACAAAUAGAUGAAAAAAUAAAACAUCUUUUACACCAA
Acanthochromis polyacanthus (spiny chromis) is the source of this 2288-nucleotide messenger RNA. It is a transcript of the gene oscp1b, whose product is annotated as organic solute carrier partner 1b. Lineage: Eukaryota; Metazoa; Chordata; Actinopteri; Pomacentridae. The transcript has 10 exons. Bases 250 to 1278 code for a protein of 342 amino acids. The record is from RefSeq and is a predicted model, not a curated record. Gene Ontology annotation, cellular component: plasma membrane; cytoplasm. Gene Ontology annotation, biological process: transport.